AUGGGGCUCUUGACGAUAAUCAGGAAGAAUAGGCAGAAGGAAAAGGAGAUGCGCAUCCUCUUCUUAGGACUCGACAAUGCGGGAAAGACAACAAUUCUGAAGAAACUGAACGGGGAGGACAUCAUGGGUAUAAGCCCAACACUUGGCUUCAACAUCAAGACGUUCGUUCACCGGAAAUAUACAUUGAACAUUUGGGACGUUGGUGGCCAACGCACGCUUCGACCAUACUGGCGGAACUACUUCGAGCAAACCGACGCGCUCGUGUGGGUGGUAGACUCUGGUGACCGCAUGCGAAUACGCGAUUGCAAGGAGGAGCUUCACAGCCUUCUACUGGAAGACAGAUUGGCUGGUGCCUCCCUGUUAGUAUUUGCAAACAAACAGGACAUACAGGGCUCUAUGAGCAGCACCGAAAUACGUGAUGCCCUUGACCUGCUAGCAAUCAAGUCACACCACUGGAAGAUAUUGCCGUGCAGCGCUGUUACAGGUGAGAAUCUGAUCGAGGGCUUAGACUGGGUCGUGGAUGAUGUCGCAGGUCGGCUGUACUACUCGACAGUCGUGGAAGAAGUAGCACCUCAGCACAGAGCCGAAUCUUUGCGUGUACACUAGCCUCGCUAUAUGAGUACGACCAUUUAACUAUU
Postia placenta MAD-698-R-SB12 is the source of this 638-nucleotide messenger RNA. RefSeq lists its product as hypothetical. NCBI's taxonomy places the organism in Eukaryota, Fungi, Basidiomycota, Agaricomycetes, Polyporales, Adustoporiaceae. Gene Ontology annotation, cellular component: cytoplasm; microtubule cytoskeleton. The record is from RefSeq and is a predicted model, not a curated record. Gene Ontology annotation, molecular function: GTPase activity; GTP binding. Gene Ontology annotation, biological process: protein folding. Bases 1 to 606 code for a protein of 201 amino acids. The transcript has 6 exons.